UGUAAUAGAAGAAGAAUAUCGUAAACCUAGCUAUUUGUCUUGAUUUGCUUGGUUCGAAAACGGACUUAAAAUAUCGGCUGCAACAAAUAUGCCAGCGGUUUCUAAGGGAGAUGGAAUGCGAGGCCUUGCAGUUUUUAUCUCUGACAUAAGAAACUGUAAAAGUAAGGAGGCAGAGAUUAAAAGAAUUAACAAAGAGUUAGCCAAUAUUCGCUCCAAGUUUAAAGGAGAUAAAGCUCUGGAUGGUUACAGUAAGAAGAAAUAUGUGUGUAAGCUGCUCUUCAUUUUCCUGCUGGGCCAUGAUAUCGACUUUGGUCACAUGGAAGCAGUCAACCUCCUCAGCUCCAACAAGUACACAGAGAAACAGAUAGGCUAUCUGUUCAUCUCAGUGCUGGUGAAUAGUAACAGUGAUUUGAUCCGGCUCAUCAACAAUGCCAUCAAGAACGACCUGUCUAGUCGGAACCCCACUUUCAUGAACCUGGCCCUGCAUUGCAUCGCCAAUGUGGGCAGCAGAGAGAUGGCAGAGGCCUUCGCUGCGGAGGUGCCGCGCAUCUUGGUGGCAGGGGACACAAUGGACAGUGUGAAGCAGAGUGCAGCCCUGUGUUUACUGCGACUCAACAGGACUUCUCCAGACCUGAUCCCCAUGGGGGAGUGGACCUCUCGCGUGGUGCAUCUGCUCAACGACCAGCACCUGGGGGUGGUGACUGCUGCAACAAGUCUUAUAAUAACUCUGGCUCAGAAGAACCCAGAUGACUUCAAGACCUCCGUUUCUCUGGCUGUGGCCAGACUCAGCAGGAUUGUUACAUCCGCGUCCACAGACCUGCAGGACUACACGUAUUACUUUGUUGCUGCCCCUUGGCUGUCAGUCAAGCUCCUUCGCCUACUGCAGUGCUAUCCACCACCAGAGGAUGCGGCCAUUCGUGGACGUCUAACUGAAUGCCUGGAAACAAUCCUGAACAAGGCCCAAGAGCCUCCCAAGUCCAAGAAAGUGCAACACUCCAAUGCCAAGAAUGCUGUGCUGUUUGAAGCAAUCAGUCUCAUCAUCCAUCACGACAGUGAACCCACAUUGCUAGUACGCGCGUGUAAUCAGUUGGGUCAGUUCUUGCAGCACAGAGAGACUAACCUCCGCUACCUUGCUCUGGAGAGCAUGUGCAUGCUCGCCAGCUCAGAAUUCUCCCACGAGGCUGUCAAAACACACAUUGAGACUGUGAUCAAUGCUCUUAAGACUGAGCGGGAUGUGAGUGUGAGGCAACGUGCCGUCGACCUUCUCUACGCCAUGUGUGACCGGAGCAACGCCAAGCAGAUCGUCGCAGAGAUGCUCAGUUACCUAGAAACCGCAGACUACUCAAUCCGGGAAGAAAUCGUCUUAAAAGUGGCCAUCCUUGCGGAGAAAUAUGCAGUGGACUAUACCUGGUACGUAGACACCAUCCUAAAUCUGAUCCGUAUUGCUGGCGACUACGUGAGCGAGGAGGUGUGGUACCGAGUCAUUCAGAUAGUCAUCAACAGAGACGACGUUCAGGGCUAUGCUGCCAAGACUGUUUUCGAGGCCCUGCAGGCUCCUGCCUGUCAUGAAAACCUGGUAAAGGUGGGAGGCUACAUUUUGGGCGAGUUCGGUAACCUUAUCGCUGGAGACCCACGCUCUAGUCCACUCAUACAGUUUAACCUGCUCCACUCAAAGUUCCACCUGUGUUCAGUUCCUACGCGGGCGCUGCUUCUCUCAGCUUACGUAAAGUUCAUCAACCUCUUCCCUGAGGUAAAGGGCACCAUACAGGAAGUGCUGCGUGCCGACAGUCAGCUUCGCAAUGCUGAUGUGGAGCUGCAGCAGCGCGCUGUGGAGUACCUGCGCCUGAGCUGCAUCGCUAGCACAGACAUACUGGCCACAGUAUUGGAGGAGAUGCCACCUUUCCCUGAGAGAGAGUCCUCCAUAUUGGCUAAACUUAAGAAGAAGAAGGGUUCUGGGACUGUGUCUGAUAUGGAAGACAGUCGCAAGGAGCGCAGUACCAAUGUGAACGGAAGCAAUGAUCAUAUCGUGGCCAACACAAAUGUCAAGCACGCCCCUCCCUCUUUCGUUUGUGAUCUAUUGGCUACAGCCCCUCUCCCAACCAACAGACCACGCCCCAUUUCUUCCAUUUCCCUUCUGCACACACCCCUCUCCCCCUUGUCACCGCAGGCUUAUAGACUUCCCACUUCAGCGCCUGCUCCGACCUUCUUCCAGGUUACUACAUCCCCCUCCUCAGAUCUCCUGGGCCUGGGCCACACUCAGGCAGCAGCCCUGAACUCAGCCAGCCCCCCUGUUACUUCCAACGCAGCCAGUCUGCUGGUGGACGUGUUCACAGAAAGCCUUCCUGUUGUGCCUCCAACAUCAAUCAUUGAGGAAAACUUCUCAAGGUUUGUUUGUAAGAACAAUGGAGUCCUAUAUGAGAACCAGCUUCUACAGAUAGGCCUAAAAUCUGAGUUCAGACAGAACUUGGGUCGCAUGUAUGUGUUCUAUGGAAACAAAACCACAACACAGUUCCUGAAUUUCUCUGCCUCUCUGGUCUGUCAAGAUGCCCUUAAUACUCAGCUGAAUAUUCAUACAACACCUGCAGACCCUGUAGUAGAUGGUGGCGCCCAACUUCAGCAGGUCUUUAACAUCGAGUGCCUGUUGGACUUUGUGGAGGCACCAGUGCUCAGCGUUCAUUUCAGGUACGGAGGAAGUAUGCAGAAUAUCUCCAUUAGACUGCCCAUCACCCUCAACAAAUUUUUCCAGCCCACUGAGAUGACAUCGCAAGAGUUCUUUCAGCGCUGGAAGCAGCUUGGCGCUCCCCAGCAGGAGGUGCAAAAGAUCUUCAAAGCUAAGCAUUCCAUGGACACAGAGGUCACAAAAGCUAAGAUCAUUGGAUUUGGAACAGCACUGCUGGAUGGAGUAGAUCCAAAUCCAUCUAACUUUGUGGGUGCUGGUGUGAUCCACACCAAGACUAUACAGGUCGGCUGCCUGUUGAGACUAGAGCCAAACACACAAGCACAGAUGUACCGACUCACACUGAGGACCAGUCGAGAUACCGUGUCCCAAAGGCUCUGUGACCUGCUCUCAGAUCAGUUCUGAUUGUGCCAAAGGUAUCCAGUCAUGCCUGUGUUAGCAGGGCUAUCAUCUUCAAGCAGUUCUUCUGCUCUGUGAAAGCAUACUGCGAUAUGUAUACCCUUUCCUCUGCUUGCCCAUCAACACUCCUGAUGGUCUGACUGACCUUUUGAAGCAUCUCCCACCCCUCUGCUCCCCUUCACAUUUAUCUCCAUAUAAAUCAAUAUUAACACAGUGUACAGUGUAAAGUUCCUGAUGCUUUUAUAUUUUUCUCAUAUAUAAAUUGCCCUUAUUCUCCACACAUUUAGCUUGCCUAAUCCUUAAUUGCUUAAAUCAGGUUCCUAUAUACAGAUUCUAUUAUAUAUUUGAGGGUGUGUUGCGGGGGUUUUUUUUGUGUGUGUGUGUGUUUUUGUUUUAUUUUCUACCACCUUCUUCCCACCUCAAAUCCAUAUGGCAGGUUGUGGUAAAUUAGAACAAUGGUUAGUAAAGUAAGUUCCUCCUAUAGGCAUUCCUCAGCCCAAGCAGAAGUGGGCUGGAUGGAAUUAGCUCCUGCCUGAUGUUACAAAACUUGACAGUAGUCACUCCAGUUAUUCAAAACAAGUGCCUUUGUCUAGUACAUGUAGAACUCUGUGUCUUGUGGAGAGAUUUGCUGCAGAGAGAGCUCACUUGCUUGAAGCUGCAUUCAUGUAGAAUAGAUACAUUCUCAGGGGACAGCAGCAGCUUUGCCUGAAACCUCAUUCCAAAUCCAUGGACUAAACCAGUGAUGAGAGUUUGAGUUCAAUAGGCUUCACCAGAGGCAAACACUCUGUGUACCUGACUAUCCUGGAAGCAAAGAAUUGUACCUGCUUGUGUUGCAGGGCUUGUACAUUAACCUGUGUCUGUGUACUGGCUUGGUCACUGCCAGCUCUUCAUGUGCCUUCAACAUGUGUUUUUCUUCUGACUGAUGUAAACGUGGCUGUAUGACCGUGUGUUUGUUGUCUGCAUCUGAGAGCAUGAACUGAUCACAACCAUAUGAUGGGGUUUCACCAAUUAAAUUACAUAACUUGUUUCA
Electrophorus electricus (electric eel) is the source of this 4106-nucleotide messenger RNA. NCBI's taxonomy places the organism in Eukaryota, Metazoa, Chordata, Actinopteri, Gymnotiformes, Gymnotidae. The record is from RefSeq and is a predicted model, not a curated record.